AUGGCGCGGAACACUCGGUCAUGCCUGGUGCUGCUUGUCGUCGCGGCGAUAUGGUUCCAGUCACGGACGUUUACGGCUCCCGGACGGCCCCUGAAGGCACGGGUGCGUCGUGCCGCAGAGGCUGAAACCGUUGCACCGCCUACAACUGCUGAGGAAGCAGCCGAGCCUCGUCGCGUGCUGCUGGUCGUUUCGGAUGCCAACCCCUACCUGUCGGAGCCAAGCAAGGCCGCGCUGCGCUACGCAUCCAAUGUGGGAAACGACGGGCAUGUAACUGCCAUGCUGCUACCCUUCGAUGAGGAGAACACAAACACAACAGCUUUGCAGUCGACAGUCCAAUGGUGGUUUGGCGAAUGCGGCCUCACUGAUGAGCAGUUCGAGGAGCUGCUUCCUCCAGCAGAUGCUGCCCCGGCCGCUGCUAUUGCCGAUGCUGCGGAGCAAUUGGGUUCGACGGAGGUGGUGGUGCCAGCGGAGGCUGUGGCCAAGAAGAGGCUUGAUGCGCCUUUGCUGGCGACUUUCCUUGGCUGUCCUUUGGUGAUUGUGCCGGAGUAG
Molecule: messenger RNA, 549 nt
Organism: Symbiodinium necroappetens
Lineage: Eukaryota; Dinophyceae; Suessiales; Symbiodiniaceae
Source: the annotation of a GenBank genome assembly